AAACAUUUCUCAUUUUAUGUUUAUCUAGUGCACUGUGAAAAGCAGUUUGUUUACCGUAGACAGUUCUUUCAGUUUUAGCCUUUUUUCCCCAAAAAUCUUUUAAAAUGGAUAAACCCCGUGAUAAAGUGUUUCGCCGUAAAGUUACAUUUUCAGAUAGUAUAACCAGGAUACCUAAAGUGUACGAAAAUGGACGCAAGGAUGUACCCCGUCCUAGAAGUAGAAGUGUUUUUACAAGUUCUCAUGCUAAUGACGACCUUCCUACCAGAGAUAUUGUAAGGUACGAGGGGCAAGCCUCCCGCCCCCUGUACGUUCCGAAACCGAUUACAGUGAAAAAUUAUUUUUCUGAAGAAUACAAUGAUGCUUAUACAGACGAUGGCUACUCUGGUGGUACCAUAAUUUCUCCACAAGGAAUUAUCACCAUGCAUCUACGUGAAUAUAUCAGAGUUGAUUUGUCCCUUGACCGCGCUAUUCGUAUUUCAAAUGCAAAAAAUGGCAUAGUUUUGGCUCUGAGCGCCAGUGGUAGUUCUUCUGGCCUUAUCCACCCCAAUGGAAGGGUGUACCAAUACGGAUCUAGGGUAGAAAUCAUGGCCAAUGAUAACCACGGAAAUAAUAAGUUUGCAAAAAUGUGGUAUAAAGGAGUAAGUUUCACCAGCGUUCAAUGUGCUUUGGUGUACUUAGUAGAUUCUGCUGGUACUAGAACCACCACAGACACUUUUAACGAUUUGACUCACGAUUUUACUCUCAAUAUAUUUUAUGAAGACUCCCCAUAUUCUUACCUUGAUACUCCGAAUACAACGCAUACCACUCAUUUGGUAAACGAAGCCAUGAAUGUACUGCAAGCUACCAACUGCUGGAUGACUGAAGAUGGAACCACCAAUUGGAUCAUUAAUAAUGUUAGGAUUUCCCAAACGGCCGACGGACUUGUCAGAGUUGGCAGAAAUAGCAACAAAUUCUCUCUAAGGACUUCCCCUACCAAUGGCUCUGCAUCGGUGUCCUCCCCCUACAUGCACUGCACAGGCUCGAUGGGGCAAACACGCCAUCUCUUCGUCAGGCGCGGUGAGCGCCGUAUGCACUAUGACGGAUCAACUUUUAUCGUCCGAAACGCCGGACAUUCUGCCGGAUUCGACGAAAAGCACCAGCUGAAAGUUUACUAGUUUUUCAUUUCGUUAUAAUGGCUGGUUUAGAAUUUUUCUCUCUGGUGGGGAAUCUCCAGUCAUUCUUUAGUUGAUUAUUGUGUUCAGAUGAAUUUUGCUCUUAGUUUAUAAAAAUUUCAGUAUCUAUUUCAUUGUGUGAUGGAAUUUGGCUCAAGGGUUUUUAUUUUUAAUAAAGUGGAUUUAUGAAGUCGUUAUAACAAUAAUUCAAGAAUGAAUAAUAGAGCAACAUACAAAAAUGAUCAAAGUUUGUAUCUUUCUAUGAAUACACUUUUAAUACUACAUAAUAAUAUACUAUUUUAUUUGGGCAUAAAGCCACAAUUUAAGUUUUACAUUUAAUGCCGUCGAACCUGCUUAUUAGAGUACCGGUUAUAGGAAUAUCCCGGUUUAUGGAAUAUAAAUUCGAGGUCCCGAAACGUUUCCAUUUACUCUUUAAUAAAUUUAUCCGUUUAUUGGAAUACGUAUUAAUAAAACAAUACCGCUUAUUAGAAUAUUUUUCAGUUCAACGAAUAAAUUUUUACUUACAAUUUCGAAUUUCCUAAAAAUUUAAAUUAUGUCUUGUAUUAUGGUUUCUCGCCAAGGGCUUCGAAGGCCUGUAGUGCUGUUUUAUUUUAUAUUAUUUGGGUUUGUCAGAUAGGUAAUAAAUAUUUUAUUGCGUUGUUAUGAGUAACAAUUCAAUCGUUUACCGACAAAUUCAGUCGUAAAAUAAUUUCCUUUGUCUACAAACUAUGCAUAUUUCCACCCACUUGCCUGUUAUAAAUUUUUUAAGAAACAGUUCGCCCAUCCUAAUCGCUUGUAAAGUUAUAAAACGUUUUCGGGAUGGCCAAACCAUUGUAAAUUUUUCUAAUUUAUAUAAUUCAGAGCAACAAAAGUGACUAGUAUUUUAUGUAACAAAAAACAAGCUACAAUUAUUACCGAUUAUUUUUCAAGUAAUUUUCUUAUUAAGUAUAUUAUGUAUUUUAAUACGAAAAUAUUUACAUAAUCUAUAUAUUGCAUACAUUUCAUAUUUAUUACUGUAUGCAUCCACAUUAUAUAAUGUAAUUUGGUUUUUUAAUAAAUACAUACGUUACGCUAUUGUAUUAUUGACAUAAAAAUACCUAAAACCAUAUACAUAUACAUUUUAACAUAAUAAUUACUAUUAUUACGUAUAUUCGGUACACUUAUUACUUCUAGCCACCAAUGAUCGGUUAUUAGAAUAUCCCGGUUAUAAGAAUAUUUUUGCUUGGCACGAAGGCUAUUCCAAUAAGCGAGUUCGACUGUAUAUUUGACGUUUCGACUUCCACUUUGGAAAUCGUUAUCAAAAUACAAAAUAUCAAUAAAUCAAUUAAAUUUUGUUUUUGUUGCUUGGCAAAAAAUCCUUCUAUUAAUUUAAUUUUAUCUGACUCGUUCAUAUCGGCAAUUCAGACAUAUAUUAUACAUUCUAAAGUAGACGACUUUAAAAUGAUAUUGCCAAUAUUUAUGAGUUGUGUUCCUGGGACGACUUUAUUGGAAGAUAGUUCAUUCGAUUACAUGAAAUCAACUUUAACUUAAAAAUAUCCGUCAGAAAAAUCAUAGCAUGUGAUUUGUCUUUAAAAAGACAACCACAUGCAAUGAUGACAGUAAAAUUCUCGAGUUAGUGAUUCCUAAGUAAAUCACGAAGAAAAACAAUGAAAAACCCUCAUGAUACUAUCCCGACAUGGUAAGUAUUUCGUCUUACAUUCAGUUUACUCUCAAAAUUAAUACCAAACUCUCAUCUUAUAUGAUGUUAGUUUAAAAUAUAAAUGAUUUAUCCUCGAUAUAUUAUUGACUUACUAAUUGUGGUCUUUUCAUUCUACGGAUUUUCUCUUUUAAUAUGGGUAACCACAGCCUACUGCACUCGCAGUAGGAAUCGCAGUAGGAUCAAAGAAUCUGAGCCGCUUCUUUGAUUUUUCUCUGGUUACUAUCUUUUUAUUUCAGGACUAUACUUAAAUAACAUCGAAGUAAAACAACUUCUACGUAAUAGGUAUAAUUUAAUAAAAUGCAAAAAAAUUCCAGUGGAUUGCAUAAAAUAUGUUCAAAACGAACGUUUUCGGACCUAUCAGUCCAUCAUCAGUGAACUCGUUUGCUAACUAGCUCCAGAACCAAGCAAUGGUUAUAAUUAUAAUUCAAUCUACAUUCUAAAGUAGUAAAACUGAGAAGGCUUAACUCCGAUGUUAGUGGAUAACCUUCGGGAUCAUGUUCACGGGAUCACAGAAUCACAAAAAAUGGAUGAAAACCAAAGAGAAAUGAGACAAGCAGUAGAACUCAAUAACAAGAAUAUAGAAAACAAAAUGAAACCUGGGAUUCCUUAAAAGAAGAGAUGAGCCCAGAAGAAGAAAUAAGAUUAAGAAAAGAAAACGAAAAGAGUACAAUUGAAACAGUGGUAUUUGAAGAAGAGGUAUGUGAAAACGAGGAUGCAGAAUACACGAUAAACAUGAGUAAGGAAUCUGAGGAAAAAGAAAGAGAAUUUAUUUGUGGAGAAGGACAAGAAAAGGAGAUGCGUUUGAAUUUAAGAGACUGAAAAUUUAACAAAUGAAGAGAAUAGUGUGGCCAAAAAGUAUGAACAUUCAUUUGAGGUGAAAAACUUAGAAAACUGCCGAUCGAAAAAAUACCCGAUUCCGUAUAAGUAUCGACAAAAUGUGAAAGGAGAGAUUAAUAAAAGGUUGGAAGAUCAAAUCAUAGAGAGAUGUGACUCACCUUACAUCAAUCCAAUCGUGAUAGUAAAGAAAAGCAAUGGAGAAUUGAGGCUGUGCUUAGAUGACAGAAAUAUCAACCAACACACUGAAUCACAAUAAUACAAACAGGAGCUUCAAGAACAAUUAAUAAUAAGGGAGAAAAUGAAGCGGCAGUUAUAUAAAUAAUACUUUUUUUAUUUAAAGAGAAAAGAAAUUAAUUAACGAUAUAGUUCAGAGAAUACACGAUGAAGAUGAACGGGAAGCUUACGAAAAGUUCUGCAGAAUGAAAAAGACUUGAUCUGAGAUGAUGGCAUUUAAAUAUGCUCAAGAUGUUUGGAAGAAAAGGAGAAUGGAGAAAAUAGAAGAAGAAAAUCGAAAGAUCAGAGGAAUUUACAAUAUCCACGAUGUAUACAAAUAUAAUGAGUACCUAAAGGAAGGAAAUACACGUAGUAGAUAGUUAAGGUAGGGUAUAUAGGAAGUAAAUUAAUAAAAGGAAAUAUACAGGGAAAAUUUGAGAUUAAACUGAAUGUAAAAUCAAAUACUUAUCAUGUAGAGAUAGUAUAUCAUGAGGUUUUUUCCUGGUUUUUCCUCGUGAUUUACCGUGGAAUCACUAACACGAGAAUUUCUCUGUCACCAUUGCAUGUGGUUGUCUUUUUAAAGACAAAUCACAUGCUAUGAUUUUUGUGACGGAUAUUCUUGAGUUAAAGUUGAUUUCAUGUAAUUUAAUGAACUAUCUUUCAAUAAAGGCGUCCCAGGAACGCGACUCAUAAAUAUUGGCAUAAUAUAUAUCUGAUAUUGGUAUAAUAUAUAUCUGAAUUGUCACUAAGUAUGAAUAAGUCAGAUAAAAUUAAAUUAUUAGAAGAAUUUUUUUACCGGGCAACAAAAAUAAAAUUUGUUUAAUUUAUUGAUGUUUUCUAUUUUGAUAACGAUUUCCGAAGUGGAAGUCGAAGCGUAAAAUAUAUUUAUACCGUUGAUGUAUAUUCGAAUCGUAGUCCGUUCUUUGCAAUCAAUAAAAUAGUGCCUUGUAACAGUAAGUACAUAGUUUUAGUACAAGUUAUUAGAUAUGAAGAUGCGAAAAAGAUUCAUAAGCCAUCUCUUUCAUCGUACAUAUGUGUCAUAUGUCAUAUCUCUUUAGACGAAUAUGGCCUAUCAAAGACCAACACGUCGUUUAAUAAUUAUAUCUAAUUAAAAAAUUGAUAUAGGCUAUAUAAUGACUAUUUCAGACAAUCUAUUUUAUUUUUAGAGGUUACAUAUUUAUCACGCGUCUCUAAAAGCUCCAAUCUUCUAGUCAGAAAAAAGUAACAGAUUUUAAUUCUUCUCCCUUUCACGUACCUCUCUCCCAGCCCCAAGUCAGGCCCUGGCCUUCUGCAGCAUCCGCCUCCAAGCAUUUCUUUCCGUGACUGCUUUCCUCCAGUUAUUAUAUAUUACCAAUUUCCUUUCCAAAUUUUCGCAUGAUUAAGUAUAUUUUAUCUCUGUUUAUCUUACCAUAGGCUUGUCGAAAAUCUACAAAGAUUUGGUAGGUAUCUAUAUCUUAUCUAUAUCGUGAUGUGUAUGAUUAAUGUGUGUUUCAUAGUCACUGUGUAUUGAACUUCUUAGUUUUUAUGGUUUAGUUUGUCAGAAUGUCACACAUUUAAUGUUUUUCUAUCCCAAGAGAUGGUGCUAUCAUCAUCAUCACGUCUCUGGGUGGGUCUUAGCUGACUGUACAACUGUCUUUCAAUUUGUUCGGUCUUCCAUCAACCUAGGGUCAAAUAGAAUGUUCAUUUUCCGGAGAUCUGCUUGGAUGUUAUCUCUCCACAGAGAUGGUGCUAUAUGCUGGAAGAUAAUUUAAACCGUUGGGUUAUAUUGCCAUAGAAUUUCAACAUUGGUAAGAAUACAUAUUCGGUUAAAUACGAUCAUCGAUAUUAUAAACAUAUUGUUACAUAAUAAUUAAUAUUAUGAAAUGAGAAAAGGCUACUAUUAGGUAUAAGAUUCAAAUGAGAAAAUUCGAAAAUUUACUUUGAUCAUUGUGUAAACUUGACAUUAACGACCUUAGUGAACAAAAUACAUACGAGAAUACCCUUGAGCCAAACAAAAUAAUUUUAUAAAAGUAAUAUUUAUCCAAAAGACCUAUCGUAUUUUUUCGUUAAAUUGAUGUUUUUUGAUGAAACGAUAAACAUACGAAAGGCAGCGAUUUUUUACAUUUACAAAAAGUGCAUGUAACAUCAAUUUGGUAGCAAAAUUAUGGAAGGUGUCAGCUAUAUUUAAGUUUGCUGUUUUUACCUGUGAUACCAAAUUUCAUGACGAAAUAAAAGCGUUUGAAAUUUGUGAAUAAAUAAUGAUGAAUAAUAUAAAA
Molecule: messenger RNA, 6155 nt
Organism: Diabrotica virgifera virgifera (western corn rootworm)
Lineage: Eukaryota; Metazoa; Arthropoda; Insecta; Coleoptera; Chrysomelidae
Exons: 5
Coding region: 105-1154 (349 amino acids)
Source: RefSeq, a predicted model, not a curated record